Molecule: messenger RNA, 1985 nt
Organism: Phoenix dactylifera (date palm)
Lineage: Eukaryota; Viridiplantae; Streptophyta; Magnoliopsida; Arecales; Arecaceae
Gene: RLP29
Product: receptor like protein 29
Molecular function (GO): protein binding
Source: RefSeq, a predicted model, not a curated record
UCAGAGCCCAUUCUAUCUCCAAGGCAAUUCCUCUUUCUCCGUCCGGCUCCCUAUUCCGCAGCCAGCUUCAUGAGAAGUGAGAACCCAACCAAGUACGGUAGGAGAAGAGGAGACCUCUCAAACUCUUCUCCCUUUCCCUGCUUAGUUUCGCUCGUUACCAAAUCCCAGCAUGACAAUGUCUCCUGCCCUUCUCUCCCUCCCCCAGAUCCUGGUCGCGCUUCCUGUUCUCCUUUCACUUGCUUGUUUUACUGUCUCCACCCAACCCCGGGGGACCAACAGUCAUAGCCAAGCCGAAAUGCUUCAAUCCAUGAGCAUGGCCUCUCUUGAGAAGGAGACGCUCUUCCAUGUGAUGGAGACCAUGUCCUCUGAUAGGGACUGGAGGUCCUCCUACCCAGACCCAUGCAUUCCGGGCUCCUCAUGGCCUGGUAUUGAAUGCAAACCAGGCAGUGACAACCACCUCCAUGUCACAAGGCUGGACUUUGGAGUCGCACCCAACCCUACUUGCAAGAACACUGCCACCUUCCCAUCCGAGGUCUUUGACCUCCCUCAUCUCCAAUCUCUUUUCUUCUUCAACUGCUUUAAGACCACCAAAACCAGCCUCUCCAUGCCACCACCAGCCCGCAAGCCGGCAGCUUAUGCUUCUCUCCAACAACUUAGCCUUAAAUCAAAUCCAUCAUUGAUAGGUCCCGUACCACCCCAUAUCUCCUCCCUCUUCUCGCUCCAGGUCCUCACACUCUCUCAAAACCACCUCCAUGGAAAGAUCCCUGAGGGCAUCUCUGGCCUGACCUCCCUCAUCCACCUGGACCUCAGCUACAACUCCCUCGCAGGCAGCAUACCAGCCCAGUUGGGUAGUCUAAGCAGCCUGACAGGCCUUGACCUCAGCUACAACUCCCUCACAGGAUCCAUCCCACCAUCAAUUGGGCAGCUAAGUCUUCUCCAGAAACUUGAUUUGAGCUCUAAUUCACUGUCUGGAAGCGUCCCGGAGAGCUUGGAGAAUCUCAGCUUCCUGGCUUUCUUAGCCCUCAGCAACAACAAGCUAAGCGGGCAGCUACCAAAGGGCCUGCCAAAGCUCCAGAACCUCCAGUACUUCAUAAUGGAUGACAACCCCAUGUUCGUCCCACUGCCGUCCCAGCUUGGGAGGUUGUCGAAGCUGCAGGAGCUCCGGCUAGCCAAUUCGGGCUACUCGGGUUCGAUCCCCGGGAGCUUUGCCUGGUUGGCCAAUCUCACCACUCUGUCUCUGGAGAACAACAGGCUCACCGGUGAGAUUCCAGGAGUUUUAAGCGGCCUCAGCAGGAUGUACCAUCUGAAUUUGAGCAGGAACAUGCUAGCUGGUGUGGUUCCUUUCAGUGCUGGCUUCAUUAAAAGGCUCGGGAGGAACCUGGACUUGAGUGGGAAUCCAGGCUUGUGUCUCAAUGGAUCCGAGAGCUCUGUGAGCAUCAGUGUUGGGGUUGAAGUUUGUGCAGGUAAUAGAAGCGCCUCCUCCAUGCAACAGCCAUUGAGGAGCUCAGCUAGAGCUCCAUCACCUCUGUUCUCUAACUUCCCUCUGUUACCGGGUUGUUUGGCUCUCUGGUCUGUUACUGUGUUUUAAAUCUACACUUCUUGAUCAUCUAAUCAUCUAUAACUUUCUAGCUCCCCUCUUUCAUCGACUCUUUUGUUCGAGUUGUACGCGAUACCAUCGCUAAAAGGAAAAGCUAAUGUUUUUUGAAACCACUUUGGGACUUCAUGGAAGUCUUGGGGGAAGUUCUCACUUACUAAUCCAAGCCAAAGCUGGUCAUCUGCAGCCAUUAGCAAGUCCGGCCCGUGUGUUUUCUAAUAUGGUUUCAGCUUGGAGGACUGCAUGUGGCGUAGCGGUCUACAGAUUUGGGCCGACUCUUCGGUAGGAACCACCAUAUAUAGCUGGUGUUGGUUGCCUUCUGUAUCUGGAUUUGGCUUUUUUCCAAAGCUUGGUGCUAAUGUUAUGGGGAGAACACAUGUACUGUUAUGAU